AUGACCCGGCUGUACUCUCAAGUGAGCUGGCUGGGUCAGCAUAAUGCUGGCUUGGUGCUCCAGAACAUCGACGCCAACACCAAGAUGGCGGACCUGGGGGCACGCCAGCAGGCGCUAGAGGAGGAGCUGGCGCGGGCCGCUGGUGAGCAUGACAUCCAGAGGGCCGCAGCGGAGCAGAAGGCUCGGGAAGCCGAGGCACAAACCGCUGAGCUGCAGCGCACUAGGACGGCGCUCGAGCGGAGGGAAGCCGAACUCCAGCGCAAGGAGGCCGAGCUCCAAGACAAGGAGGCUGAGCUCCAGCGCCAGAAGAAUGCGGAGGCCGCCCUCAAGGAGAAGGAGAACUCCUUGUCUUUACUCGAGGAGGCCGCCUGGAUCCAGCGAGAAGAGCCGCAGAAGAACAUCGCAGAGCAGAGGCAGCAAGUGGCAGACGAGACUGCGGCGAAGGAGGCGGUCAACACCGCGCUCAUGGCGGCAAAGGCGGAGUACGCUGACCUGGAGCGAACCGCCUUGAGCGUGUGCCGGGAGCUCGAGGGGGAGGGUGUCAGGGUGUCGUCGGGGUACGUCAUUCCCAACGACGCCGAUGCGGAUGCCGCGUCAGCUAUCAUGGACGAUGCCGACGCAGCCGCCGAGGAGUUUGCCACUGCCUUAGCCGGGAAGCUCGAAGCUGACAUCCCCCCAAUAGCCGAGUUCGAUGCUGUUGCAGAUCCACAAAGGGGGAUGAUAACCUGUAGGGAAACUGGGCCUCAGAGCCCAUGUAAUGGAUUAGUACUUAUUGUAAUUACACUUUGUAUUUAUGAAUAA
This is a messenger RNA of Panicum virgatum (switchgrass), 801 nucleotides long. RefSeq names its product tol-Pal system protein TolA-like. The transcript is spliced from 4 exons. The record is from RefSeq and is a predicted model, not a curated record. The coding region runs from base 1 to 801 and encodes 266 amino acids. NCBI's taxonomy places the organism in Eukaryota, Viridiplantae, Streptophyta, Magnoliopsida, Poales, Poaceae.